This is a messenger RNA of Fusarium musae, 1350 nucleotides long. RefSeq lists its product as uncharacterized. NCBI's taxonomy places the organism in Eukaryota, Fungi, Ascomycota, Sordariomycetes, Hypocreales, Nectriaceae. The record is from RefSeq and is a predicted model, not a curated record. The transcript has 2 exons. Bases 1 to 1350 code for a protein of 449 amino acids.
AUGAUCGAAUCAUCCUCGUCGUUUCUCAAAUCAUCGAUACCUCUGUAUCACAAUGCGGUCAAAUCCGUCAUAUUCAAAUGUGCGGAAUUACUUAUGGGUAUCUUUGUCUUCAAGCUUUUCUCGCUCGUUGCGGCCCGAUCAGGACAGUUCGCAUCAUACCUUAUGUUUACGGAGGAUUAUAUCCAGCGAACACUUUACAUCUCAUCUCGUGGCUUAUCGCGAGCGGGACUAGUUGUUAUUGCUUUUAGCCUACUCAAUAUUGUCUUUUCACUCUAUGGCACUCUUCUCUGGGCACUAGACUCGCCAGGCUACAUAUUCAAAGCGACAAAUGCGACAGUUGCUGAUUACGACUUCCAGAGAAAUAGUAAUCCUCCCUAUAUCAUUCAACUCGCUCUCAACAGGAGUCAACUUGAAGGUAUCACAGAGAAACUCCCUCAAGUCGUUGGCUCCGAGCUUUUUAAUCCUGGUCUGAACUACACUUUAACCGGAAAAGUCACCAAUGGCCACGAGGCUCCCGAAAUUAUCUCACCAACACGACAAGGUGGUAUCGGUGCCCGUAUCUGGUUAGACAGUGAUGGAUUUUCAGUUUCCCCAGACACUCUAUCAAUGUACCCUUCAAUAGGGAAGAUCGGUGACGCCACCUUUGACACGAAAUGUGUGAGAUUUGAUGGAGGCUCUGCUGUCUGGAAUUGCACUUUCGAUAACGCUUUUGCAAUCGAGUAUGUAGAGACCGGAAUAGGUAUGCCUGAGGUCUCGGUUGGAAAGGGCGGUGGUUCAGCCUUGAUGACACAAGUCUUUACUGUCACUAAGGGAAAGAGGCGACAUACUUUCUCUCAGGCUACUUUGAAGGUUACUAUGUUAACAAGCCCUGGUGACCCAUUUGCCAGAGGGGAAGUCACUGACCUAGUCCGACGCACCUGGAGCUCCAAUAAGACAGAACAAAAAAAUCCCCUUAUUGGCAACAUCGUUGAUGGCAUAAUAAAUGCACAAAACAAUGACCUCAGUUAUCUUUUCGGCGCAAACGCAGUCGGUAACGACAACAAGUCGGCUCUUCAAAGCGAGUGGGGCUUUUACACGCCACAGAAUAACAACAAUAGCCAGUACUCCAUUGUCAGCAUCACUAGCACAAACAUGACCCUUAUUCGAUCUGAAGUACUCGACAAGGCACCUGAACCUUUUGAGAAAUGUGAACGAUCGAACUUUCAGAAUGAGGCGUUUGGUGGGAAGGUGACUAAGACUGAUUGCGCGGCGUCAAAGCCUGCAGUUGAAAAACAAGUCUUUUAUGGCCAGGUUGACACUGCUGCUAUGAUGAUUAUCCGAGGUUUGGGCGCCCGGCGCCCCUCGGUCUAA